Molecule: messenger RNA, 723 nt
Organism: Camellia sinensis
Lineage: Eukaryota; Viridiplantae; Streptophyta; Magnoliopsida; Ericales; Theaceae
Source: RefSeq, a predicted model, not a curated record
AUGGAAAGUAAUGAUGGCAAUGAGACAAGCGAGGAAAUUGAACCAGGCCAAGAACGGGAGUUGGCCAAAGAAGAUACGUUCGAAGCCUUCAUGGCUGAACAAUUAGUAUCCAUGUUGAAGAUAGAUCAGCAACAUACUGUUGUUAAGGAGUAUACCAACUUAGAAGUUCCAGAAUGUAGUAUGGAAGAUGCACCCCAGGCAUCUGGCCAGGCCAGCACAGAAGGGGAGCAGAUACAGCCAGUGAUGCAGUUUGGUUCAUUCUCCCCAAUGCCAAUCAAUAUGGAGAUACAGGAAAAAGAGGCUCUAUGGACAGACUUGGUCUAUGAAGAAGAAAGAAAAGAGGCUGAGCUAGGAAAAGUUAUGGUAGAUCAGGAGGAGAAGGAACCAGUUAUUAGCCCUACUAAAGAACAUAAGGAUUGUUUUGCUUGGUCUUACAAUGAUCUUCCUGGAUUGGAUAGGUUAUUAGUGGAACAUAGACCCUCAGUUAAGCCAAAUUUUAAACCUUACAAGAAGAAGCCUAGACGAAUGAGUCCUGAGGUAAUUCAAAAGGUGAAAAAGGAGAUUGCUAGGCUUCUCAAGGCAGGCUUUAUCAAAACAGCCAGAUAUGCUAAAUGGUUGUCCAACAUAGUGCCUGUGAUUAAGAAGAAUGGCAAGUUAAGGGUAUGUAUUGAUUUCAGAAAUCUGAACUUGACAACUCCAAAAGAUGAGUACCCAUGCCUGUAG